CUGCAACAGACAUGCAAGAAUUUCCCGCCUUUGCGCUUCAUAGAGCAAUGACACCAUGAGUCGCCUAUAGUAGCCUCCGCGUACUGCAUAUUGCCACAUCUUUGUGCGUCGGCGUUAAGAUUAGCCUCACAAAGUGCUCGGAUGACAUUACAACCACCCAACACGGGUACUGUUCCGCAGAGCCUGAGUCUUGAUCGCCAUGCCGACCCAAUAUCUAUGGGUUGUGAAGAACUCCAGGUCGAAGCGUCUGUCGCGGAGCUCCAGAUCUGAAGAGUCGCAGAUACGUCACCAUGUCCAACGACAACGCUUGAUAGCCAUUCAAGAGAGAAGGAAGACUUCUACAGAUGAACAGCUGCAAAGACAAUCCCACGAGGAGAUUCCAGGUCGAUUUUCGCUUAAUCUGUGUUACCCAGACCUAACAGGUAGUGAGAAACGGGGUCUGAACCACUUCAUCAAUCGAACAGCGCGUGAAUGGUCAGGUUGGCAAGAUAGUGUUUUCUGGAAUAGCCUGGCACUCCAGACCUGCCAUCAGGAGCGCUCGAUUGCUCAUGGACUGAUUGCUAUUGGAGCAUGGCACGAAUAUUGCGGAUUACCAUCCCAGAACGCCAACCGGGCCUACCUUUGUCAGUUCGCCUUGGCACAAUCCGUUAAAGCGUUCGCACAAGGACGCAUUUCGAACCAUUCAACAUUGUUGAUCACACUAAUAUCCUGCAUCAUCUUGUCGACUUUGCAAAAUUUUCGAGACUACCAAGCAUAUCGUCUACUGCGCUCGGCAAAUGCCAUGCUCAAAAGGCUUGAUGAUCCGGAUGCCGCCUAUGACGCCGAACUUGAGGGCAUGAAUCGCGAUCUGGUUGAGAGGGAGGUCCGUCCACUUAUCAAUCGAAUGGAAGCUCGACGUUGCGUUAUGUGCGACCAGCCGGCAGCUCUAAUGUACUCGAUCCAACAAUCUCAACCUCAAAUUCAGUCAGUUUGUCAGCUGCCUGUCGUUCCUCAAGCUUUCACCACUCUACGCUCUGCUCGCGACAGCCUCGAAUCUAUCUUAAAUUGGGGCCAUGACCACGUUCCGGACUUCUCUUGUCGCGCCAAUAGCAAGGAAAUCUUCGGUGCUAUUCUUCGUGAUCGGAUUGGCCAAUGGCAAGCUGCUCUUGAUCACUGCCAGGAUCCUGGAACGUCCCAUAUCCUCCUUCAGAUCGCCUCGCUGAACAGACUCAUCCUUCUUUGCACUGUCGAGUCUCGGUCGGAGACUGAUUUUGACGUCUAUAAUCCGGUCUUCCAAAGAAUCGUGGAUCUUGUGACCUGUCUGCCCCGGCCCAGCUAUGCACACACAUAUGUCUCAUUUGGUAUCGACUGCGGCCUCAUCGACAUUGUUGCAUUAGUUGGAAGUCGUUGCCAUGAUCCAGUCAUUCGACGGACGGCACUAACAUGGCUCCUCAAUACCGAACGAUUCGAGGGCGACCGUCUCAGUUCCGAUAGCGGCUAUAUCAUUCGUGCUUGGAUGACACUUGAGGAAGGAGAUGGUCCGAUCUCUUCCGCUGCGGAUAUUCCAGAAUGUGUCCGUCGCAGGCUGGUACUUGGAGAGCGCUAUCACGCUCAAAGGCGGUUGAAGCUGACAUUUGCGCGGAGUCCAUACGAGUCUUCCACAGGAACGAACACAGACGUUAUCUGGCUGGAGGACACCAACCCUGCCAACCUCAAAGCAAUAGCCAAUACUCAUGGAGAGGAGAUGCCAGAUGUAAUCUUUAGUCCAUGCCAUGCCGCAUUUCUGGACGACGAGAAAGGCACGUACCAUCAUAUCCAUACGACAAAAUUCUACUUUCCCAUUUCGAAAGCUUGACAUUCGGAAUGCGAGGUAGUAUUGAGAGCUUAUUAAUAGAUCCCUUCUCCCUGUCUAGCAUAGUCUGGAGAUAUCGACUUCAAUCACAUUGCAUCACCUUUUGGAUUUGGCUGCAAAGGAAUGUGCUGGAUGCGCUGGAUGCGCUGAUAGCGUUCAAUCCAACUGAUGCACUGGGCACAUACCGGAUUCCAGUCUUUCGAUCACCCUGAUACCGACUGUCAUUUUCAACCAUGGCACAUCUAUGCAACACGUUUAUGUAAUACGAAUUGGUGGCAGUGGUUUCGAAAAAACCUCAACAGGGGCCGUGUCGGCCGUGAAUAAAUUACUUUUUGUAAUGUACACAACGUAUGCAUCGACGACUACGUCUG
Mollisia scopiformis is the source of this 2202-nucleotide messenger RNA. RefSeq lists its product as uncharacterized. NCBI's taxonomy places the organism in Eukaryota, Fungi, Ascomycota, Leotiomycetes, Helotiales, Mollisiaceae. The record is from RefSeq and is a predicted model, not a curated record. The transcript has a single exon. The coding region runs from base 200 to 1834 and encodes 544 amino acids.